Syzygium oleosum is the source of this 1482-nucleotide messenger RNA. RefSeq names its product cytoplasmic 60S subunit biogenesis factor REI1 homolog 1. Lineage: Eukaryota; Viridiplantae; Streptophyta; Magnoliopsida; Myrtales; Myrtaceae. The record is from RefSeq and is a predicted model, not a curated record. The transcript is spliced from 5 exons. Gene Ontology annotation, biological process: ribosomal large subunit biogenesis. Gene Ontology annotation, cellular component: preribosome, large subunit precursor. The coding region runs from base 91 to 1335 and encodes 414 amino acids.
ACAAACGAAGCCAUAAAUACAAGAAGAGCCUAGGGUUCGAGUAAUCUUGUUUCCUUUGGCGAGCGGGCGUAUCGCAGAGGCGGGAAAAAUAUGCCGGGCCUGACCUGCAACUCCUGUAACAAGGAAUUCCAAGACGAUGCCGACCAGAAGCUCCAUUACAAGUCCGAGUGGCAUCGCUACAAUCUCAAACGCAAGGUUGCUGGGGUUCCAGGAGUGACGGAGGCUUUGUUUUUGGCUAGGCAAGCUGCACUGGCACAAGAGAAAAAUAAGUCCAGUCAUACUCCAAUGCUCUAUAGCUGUGGCAUUUGUGGCAAAGGAUAUAGAAGUGAUAAAGCACAUGCUCAACAUCUCCAGUCGCGAAGCCAUAUCCUGAGGGCUUCGCAAGGGUUGAACCUUGAAGAUGGGGAAAACACAGUUAUUAGACCACUACCACCUCGUGUUCAGAAGAGGCCCACUCCACAAAAGGAGUCGGGUAUUGCAGAAAGCGAAGAUAGUGAAGAUGAGUGGGAAGAAGUGGAUUCGGAGGAUGACUUGGUUGGGGAAGCUGCAAACUCUUUGCAUGAACUGAAUGUGAAUGAGCUGUCCACCGACCAUAUAAUGGAAGAUGGUGAUGAUGGUGAUGAUUUCUGCGAAGUGGAUCCAUCAUGCUGCUUUAUGUGUGAUCUCGAGCAUAAUGGCAUAGAAUUGUGUAUGGUUCACAUGCACAAGCAACAUGGGUUCUUCAUCCCUGAUGUUGAGUAUUUGAAUGAUCCAGAAGGACUUCUUACAUACCUUGGCCUUAAGGUGAAAAGGGAUUUAAUGUGUUUGUACUGUGAUGAGAGGCGUCAUCCCUUCAGCAGCUUAGAGGCAGUUAGGAAACACAUGACAGCAAAAAGUCAUUGCAAAGUUCACUAUGGAGAUGGUGGUGAUGAUGAGGAAGCAGAGUUAGAAGAGUUCUACGAUUAUAGCAGCAGCUAUGUGGAUGAGGAUGGGAAACAACUGGUUGCCUCAGGUGAUGUGGGAAAUUCUGUAGAACUUGGAAGUGGUGGAUCUGAACUCGUCAUUACCAGAAGAUCAGAUGGUGGAGUUGCAACCAAAACACUUGGCUCACGGGACUAUUUGCGAUACUACCGCCAGAAACCCCGUCCAUCGACUGGGAAUGAUGCAGCAAUUACUGCUGCACUGGCCUUGAGGUACAGGAGUAUGGGAUUAACUACAACUGUACAGUCAAGAGAACAGAUGAUCAGGCUGAAGGUGAUGAGAGCGAUGAAUCGAUCAGGAGUGGAGGCUAUGCGCACCAAAAUCGGGAUGAAGAGUAAUGUCAUAAGAAAUCUGCCGAAAAAUGUUCCACAUUAGGAAAGGGGAUUUUGUGUAUCUGUCAUGUUUUUCAUGGCCUAGUAUACACAAGUAUGUAAAUUUCCCUUAAGAAAUCAGGCUUUCUGCCUUUUGGUGCAAAAGGAUCUUUAUUUCUUAAUACGACAUUGAGCAGUAUCUGAUUUUCAA